Ilex paraguariensis (yerba mate) is the source of this 564-nucleotide messenger RNA. NCBI's taxonomy places the organism in Eukaryota, Viridiplantae, Streptophyta, Magnoliopsida, Aquifoliales, Aquifoliaceae. The record is from the annotation of a GenBank genome assembly.
AUGGUGGUGACACCUUCGGCACGUGAAGAAAACGUGUACAUGGCAAAACUGGCGGAGCAAGCCGAACGCUACGAGGAAAUGGUGGAAUUCAUGGAAAAAGUGUCGGGCUCACUGUCCAUUUCCGAAGAACUCACGGUAGAGGAACGGAAUCUCCUCUCGGUGGCCUACAAGAACGUAAUCGGUGCUCGACGAGCCAGCUGGCGCAUAAUAUCGUCGAUCGAGCAGAAGGAGGAGUCUCGCGGAAACGAAGACCACGUGAACGUGAUCAGAGAAUACAGAUCUAAAAUCGAAUCGGAGCUCUCAUCGAUCUGCGAUGGGAUUCUAAAGUUGCUUGAGUCGAGGCUGAUUACUUCGGCUUCGCCUGGGGAUUCCAAGGUGUUUUAUCUGAAGAUGAAGGGGGAUUAUCAUAGGUAUUUGGCGGAGUUUAAGGCUGGUGCUGAGAGGAAAGAGGCUGCGGAGAGUACUCUCACUGCCUACAAAACUGCUCAGGGUCAGGGCUUAUGUUUGGAUUUCCUGUGUACUAUACGAAUGUUUUUGUUCUGCGCUGUGUCUGCAUCUGUUUAA